Talaromyces atroroseus is the source of this 1713-nucleotide messenger RNA. RefSeq lists its product as hypothetical. NCBI's taxonomy places the organism in Eukaryota, Fungi, Ascomycota, Eurotiomycetes, Eurotiales, Trichocomaceae. Gene Ontology annotation, molecular function: syntaxin binding. The transcript is spliced from 6 exons. Bases 1 to 1713 code for a protein of 570 amino acids. Gene Ontology annotation, cellular component: secretory granule; plasma membrane. Gene Ontology annotation, biological process: vesicle-mediated transport; intracellular protein transport. The record is from RefSeq and is a predicted model, not a curated record.
AUGGCGUCUUCCUUGAUCACCAUUCAACGCGACAUCAUUCUAGACGCGAUUCGCCAUGCUGCAGGAAAUGACAUUGUCUCGAUUUGUGUGGUCCUAGGUGAAUAUCCUGUUAUUCGGUACUACCGACCCCGGACGCCUACCCACGAGGCCAGUGUUCUAUGCUCCCAUUUAGCACGCUUCGUGCAGGAUGAAAUUGAUCGCUAUGCCGGCAUGAAUCGGGGUUUUCCGCCACAAAAUCCAAGACCGAGAGCCGUUCUUCUAAUCGCCGACAGAUCUAUGGAUCUUUUCUCUCCGUUACUUCACGAGUUCACUUAUCAAGCCAUGGCUCAUGAUUUGCUUCCAAUCAAAGAAGGUGAUAAAGUUACGUAUAAAACAGUAAUCAAUGAAGGCAGCCCGAAGGAGGAGGUUAAAGACAUGGAAAUAGGUGACCAUGAUCGCGUAUGGGUUGACUAUAGGCAUCUCCAUAUGAAAGAUGUGCUGGAAAGAUUAGCCGAUGAUUUCGCUAAAUUCCGAGCAGCAAACCCGCAAUUCGCGGACGAGGCCUCCAAUGUCACGGUCAACACUAUCAAGGACAUGCUGGCAGGUCUUUCGGAUUUCCAAGAAGGGAAAAAUGCCUACACGCUUCAUUUGAAUAUGGCACAAGAGUGCAUGAAAUAUUUCCAAGAGCGCAACCUACUAGAGCUUAGCUCAGUGGAACAGAGUCUCGCUACUGGCUUGGAUGAGGAUUACAAGAAACCAAAGAAUCUUGCCAUUCAGCUCGUUCGUCUUCUAGACGAACAAUCAAUCAUCAAUUCCGAUCGCUUGCGGCUCAUUAUUAUGUAUUUAAUGUACCGUGAUGGCUUACUUGGAGGCGAUAUUCGCAAACUGGUGGCUCAUGCAAAGCUUCCUCAGCAGGAUGAAGAGGUCAUUUAUAACCUUGAUCUUCUAGGCGCUAGAGUCCAAAAACCAUUGAAAGACACAAAACCUGCAUGCCAACCACUCUUCCCACAAAAACAACCCACGGCAACACAGGAACAGGACGUUAGUCUUUCGCGUUUUGAGCCGAACGUGAAGAGGAUGAUUGAGGAACAAAUUAGGGGCACCUUGGAUCCUACUGUAUUUCCAUACACCCGCCCUCAGACAGAGUCUGAAGGUGCGAUGCGCGAACAAAUCUCACAGUCAUCAUUGCGAAGCGCAAAGCCCACUUGGGCUCGCACAAGGGGAUCAGGGGACCAGCCUCGGCAACGCAUAAUAGUCUUUGUGGCUGGCGGAGCAACAUAUGCAGAAGCACGAACAUGCUACGAAAUUUCUCAAUCUUCUUCCAAGGAUGUCUUCUUGGCUACGUCACAUAUGCUGACUCCAGGACUGUUCCUCCGCCAACUUGGCGAUUUGAGCGUAGACAAAAGGCGACUCGACAUACCAGCAGAGAGGCCGAAGCCAACAGCACCUGCGCAUCUUUUUGAAAAGGAUCCGCCGCCACCGGCAGCCGUUAAGCCUUCAGCCGCCCACGCUGCUCCUACUGCUGCCAUGGCAAAUAUGUCCCUGAACUCUGAUCGGUCUAACGCACAAACACCACAGCCACCACAGACCGCAAAUCCCCCGCCACCUAGUGGAAAGCUCUACAUGAAAACUUCGUGCUUCUCAAAGAUGCUCAGCGCAUUUGGCUUUCCUCUCUUCUCGGUGGCGGCCAAUUUCUCUGUAAUUGUGUUUGCUCCACUGAUACCAUGUCUUUGA